Procambarus clarkii (red swamp crayfish) is the source of this 567-nucleotide messenger RNA. RefSeq names its product defective chorion protein, FC106 isoform-like. Lineage: Eukaryota; Metazoa; Arthropoda; Malacostraca; Decapoda; Cambaridae. The record is from RefSeq and is a predicted model, not a curated record.
AUGGACCAGGGCCCCGUAGUUAUGGACCAGGGCCCCGUAGUCAUGGCCCAGGGCCCCGUAGUUAUGGACCAGGGCCCCGUAGUUAUGGACCAGGGCCCCAUAGUUAUGGACCAGGGCCCCGUAGUCAUGGCCCAGGGCCCUGUAGUUAUGGUCCAGGGCCCUGUAGUUAUGGACCAGGGCCCCAUAGUUAUGGACCAGGGCCCCAUAGUUAUGGACCAGGGCCCCGUUGUCAUGGACCAGGGCCCCGUAGUCAUGGCCCAGGGCCCCGUAGUUAUGGACCAGGGCCCCGUAGUUAUGGACCAGGGCCCCGUAGUUAUGGACCAGGGCCCCGUUGUCAUGGACCAGGGCCCCGUAGUUAUGGACCAGGGCCCUGUAGUUAUGGACCAGGGCCCCAUAGUUAUGGACCAGGGCCCCAUAGUUAUGGACCAGGGCCCCGGUAGUCAUGGACCAGGGCCCCGUUGUCAUGGUCCAGGGCCCCGUUGUCAUGGACCAGGGCCCCGUAGUUAUGGACCAGGGCCCCGUUGUCAUGGACCAGGGCCCCGUUGUCAUGGACCAGGGCCCCGGUAG